Syngnathus typhle (broad-nosed pipefish) is the source of this 2902-nucleotide messenger RNA. Its product is annotated as Na(+)/citrate cotransporter-like. The transcript has 12 exons. Bases 619 to 2592 code for a protein of 657 amino acids. Gene Ontology annotation, biological process: monoatomic anion transmembrane transport; citrate transport. The record is from RefSeq and is a predicted model, not a curated record. Gene Ontology annotation, molecular function: succinate transmembrane transporter activity; sodium:dicarboxylate symporter activity; citrate transmembrane transporter activity. Gene Ontology annotation, cellular component: membrane. NCBI's taxonomy places the organism in Eukaryota, Metazoa, Chordata, Actinopteri, Syngnathiformes, Syngnathidae.
UACAGUGUGAGUACUUUUGCGCGACGGUCACGUGGUCCAUCUACUGGUGAUGUCAUGUUACCACCCCCCAAAAUUGAGCCUCCCGAGUAUGUCAACGCAAAAAAAAGAUCAAAAUAGGCACCGGCGGGAUUGCACUGUCCGACCCCGACUGGGACUGUACCAAAGGUGACCACCAGGUGGCAGCAAACUCGCAACACAACUUCACUUUCCGAUACUCAGUUUCCAAAGUAGAUCCUUCAGGAUUCUUUAAUUUCUUAUUCAUUGUCCUUUAUCAGCCGUUUAAUUAUUUUCUUUCAUUUAUUGAUCAUUUAUGUAUUCAUUUAAACUCAUUUAUUUGCCAAUCAUUCAUUCCUUCGACUAUUCAUCCACUCACGAUUCAUCCAUUCAUUCAUUGCUUGUCUUUGAGCAGCUUCAUCACUUCCCAGUCUUCAUCAUGCAGCGACGAAGGCCACCACCAGCUCAACUUUCCCGCUUUCUCUUUACUUUGUGCGUGCGCAUGCUCGUGCGCGUGCACGCGACAGGUUACUAUUUAGCUUGAAUGGCGAGCGCGUUGAAGGCAGAGAGAAGUCGGAAGCCGUAGAUUGUCGCUCGUCAUCGUCAGUGUCGUCCUCCUGCUCGAUGGCGGUCCUUCCCCUGCGGGUGCGGAUGUUCCGCGUUGUGUGGCGUCUCAAGAGCGUCUUGAUCGUGGCCUUUGGUCCGCUGCUCCUGCUGCCGCUCGCCCUCAGCACCAAGGAGGCAGCGUGCGCGUACGUCAUCCUGCUGAUGGCGCUGUUCUGGUGCACCGAAGUUUUGCCGCUGGCCGUCACCGCGCUGCUGCCGACCAUCUUGUUUCCCCUGCUCGGAAUCAUGCAGUCCAAAGACGUAAGCGCGCUUGCACGCACAAAAGAGGACAAUAAGUGGGAACAAAUUCUGAGGUGUCUCCCCCUGCAGGUGUGCAUGCAGUACCUGCGAGACAGCAACAUGUUAUUCGUGGGCGGGCUGAUGGUGGCGGUGGCCGUGGAGCACUGGAACCUCCACAAACGCAUCGCACUCAAAGUUCUACUCCUGGUGGGAAUCAGGCCCGCACGGCUGAUGCUGGGCUUCAUGAGCGUGACAGCCUUCCUGUCCAUGUGGAUUAGCAACACAGCCACGGCCGCCAUGAUGGUCCCCAUUGUGCACGCCGUGCUGGACCAACUGCAUGGCCACGACGACGCUGAGGAAGGACAGGCGAAGACGAGCGAAGACGCCGCCUCUAGAAAGCAGAGCGCCUUUGUCAUCCAGAUGCCUGAAGCGGACGCUUCCGAAAGAACGGGCGAAGGUACGGAAGAAGCCGCAGUUGAGACUGCAUCCCAUGAGGACGUGACGAUGUCAUCGCUCAAAGUGCCACCGCAGGACAAACCUCCAUCUGCGCCGAAAGGUCAGGGUGCACUUUCCGCCCCGUUGAGCACGUCGGAGUUGGAAGAGGUGGACGAGGUGGACGAGGAACGCAAGCGUUUGAGCAAAGGUCUGCUACUGAGCGUGUGCUACGCGGCCAGCAUCGGCGGCAUCGCCACGCUCACCGGAACUGGACCCAACCUGGUUCUGCUGGGUCAGAUGAGCCAGCUGUUCCCACAGAGCGGCGGUGUCAUCAACUCGGCGUCCUGGUUUGUCUUCGCCUUCCCUACCAUGAUGAUGAUGCUCGCGAUGGCCUGGAUUCUCCUGCAGCAAGUCUUCAUAGGACGCAGGGCAGAAGGCGAAGGCGAAGGAGCAAGCGGCGCGCGAUGCCAUCGGAGAAGAGCACCAGCGCCUAGGUCCCAUGACCUACGGCGAGGCCAGCGUGAUGGCGCUCUUCCUCCUCAUGGUGGUGCUGUGGUUCACGCGGGAGCCGCGCUUCGUGGACGGCUGGGCCUCGCGGAUGUUCAACGCCGAUGCAGAGUUCGUCACGGACGCCACUGUCUCCCUCAUGGUGGCGCUCUUACUGUUCAUCCUGCCGUCCCAGCCGCCCAAAUAUCUCUGCUACUGGAGGCAAAACUCAGACCCGGACGCGCAGGUGUCCAGAGGCCCCGCCCCCCCGCUGUUGACGUGGAAGGUGGCGCAGGCCAAGAUUCCGUGGAACAUCGUGCUGCUGCUGGGCGGAGGCUUUGCGCUGGCCAAAGGCAGCGAGGAGUCCGGUUUAUCGCGCUGGUUGGGCUCCCAGAUGACGCCACUUCACUCCAUCCCGCCGUGGGCCAUCACCGUAGUCCUAUGCCUCCUCACUGCCACCUUCACAGAGUGCGCCAGCAACGUGGCCACGGCAACGCUCCUCCUGCCGAUCCUGGCUUCCAUGUCUCAGUCCAUCAGCGUGAAUCCUUUGUACGUGAUGAUCCCGUGCACUUUGAGCGCAUCGUUCGCCUUCAUGCUGCCCGUGGCCACGCCUCCCAACGCCAUCGUCUUCUCUUCUGGGUACCUCAAAGUAACCGACAUGGCAAAAACUGGCGUGGUGAUGAACAUCAUCGGCAUUGUGUGCAUCAGCGUGGCCAUCAACACCUGGGGUCGCGUCUUGUUCUCUCUGGACUCCUUCCCCGAGUGGGCCAACGCCACCACGCCCAUUUAGCUCCACCCCUUAAGCUGCUUACAUUUGUCGUGUACUGCUGAAUGUGUCAGCAAAAUCUUAUUUUCUCUAGCAGACAAUAUGUUGGAAAUGUAUGUUUUGAUACAAACAAUUGGUAAGAAUCUAUCCUUUUUGUUUAUUUGGAGAAGAACAUUUGUCAUAUUAUAAACUUUAUAUUUAACACAUUCAUGUUAAUAUUAUUUUCCUUCAGCCUCAACUUUGAGGUUACGAUUUUGUUAAUAUUGUUUUACUGUUUAAAGCACAGUAUGUGACUUUUGUCACAGGUGUAGAUGAUUGUACAUAUGUAACGUUCUAACACUUUUAUGCCCUUUUAAAUAAACAUUUCACACAAAA